AUGAAUUAGAAUGCGCUUUUAAUUCUGCUUACAGUGUCUUGUCUUCUUCAGGGUAAGUAAUUGUGUUAUAAUCAAAGGUGGUUUUGGGUGUCCUGCAGGGACUUGGGGAAUAAGCCCUUGUUUACCAUGCAUGAGUGAGUGCGCCACUUGUACUAUUGCUACACAAUGUAAUUCUUGCAAGCCUGGAUACUAUUAUGUAUCAUCUGGACUUGGGCAAUGUCCUGAUUGUUCAUCUACGUGUAAAACUUGCACCUCCUCAAGUUCUCAUUGUACUAGUUGUAACGAUGGUUACUAUUUAUCUGGAUCAAACUGUCCAGCAUGCUAAAGCCCAUGCUCAUUAUGCGUAACAACUAACAGUAAUUGUCUUGGUUGUGUUUCUGGCUAUUAUAUUUCAGGAUCAACAUGCGUAACAUGUUCAAAACCGUGUGCUGAAUGCACUACUUCACCUUCUAAUUGUACAGUGUGCGUAGAUUCAGCUAAUUAAGCAAUUCCUAGUUGUGAUUGCACUCAACCUAAUAAAUAUUUAGAUACAACUACAUAUAUGUGUAAUAAUUGCGUUUCCCCUUGUCUAAAUUGUAGUACAGCAUCAUUGUGUGAUAGCUGUGUGAAUGGAUAUGUAAUAUCUGGACACUCUUGCCAACCUUGCACCAAGCCUUGCGCAAACUGCACUAUUACUUAAACUAAUUGUUAGACUUGUGUUGAUUCAGUGAACUAAACAACUCCCAGUUGUAGUUGUAACAGUGGCUUUAUAAUGAACUUGUCAACCUUUAUGUGUGAUCAAUGUGUUCAUCCAUGUGCAACAUGUCAAAAUUCAGUGACUGAAUGCUAUAGUUGUGCUUCAACAUAUUAAUAUGAUUCAACAGCCCAUACUUGUACUUGCUUAACCAAUUAAUAUGAAACCAUUGGAUUACCUAAAACUUGCUAAAACUGUUCAUCUCCAUGUUUGACAUGUUCAAGCAAUGUUAAUUGCAUUUCAUGUAUAAGUGGAUUAAAUAGACAUAUAUCAGGAAGUAGUUGUAUUUGUGAUGAUGGUUAUUAUGAUAAUGCUGGAGUUUGUACCUUAUGUUCAUUGCCUUGUACAAAAUGCACUUCAUCUACAGUUUGUACAGAAUGCAAUUAAAUAUCCUAUUAGGUGUUAAGUGAUUGUCAUUGCAUGGAUACAUACUAUAUGGAUGGUUCAUUUGAUUGUUAAUCAUGUAAUAGCCCAUGUCUUAACUGUUCAAGUAGCAGUGAUUGUACAUCUUGCAUCAAUAAUUACUAUUUAGACACUACUAAUUGUUUAUAAUGUACAUUACCAUGUUUCAAUUGUGUUGACAUAGAUACUAAAUGUACAUCAUGUGCACACUCUUAUUAAACGGUUUAAACAAAUUAAUGUGUAUGUGAUGAUGGAUAUUAUAUGGAUGCUUCUUAUUAUUGUUAAUUAUGUACUCAUCCUUGUUCUAAAUGUACAAAUACAAGUACAUAUUGCACAGAUUGUGCUAGUACAUUUAUUUCUAGUGGAUCGAAUACUUGUAUUUGUGCAGAUGGAAAAUAUGAAGAAACAACAAAUUCUCCCAGUGAUUGUUAAAGUUGUACUUCACCAUGUGUUAAAUGUGAAAUAACAUCUACUCAUUGUUUAACAUGUAUUGAUACUAAUUAAAGUGUUGAUCCAUCAUCAUAUUAAUGUAUAUGUAAUAUAGGUUGGGUUGCAAAUGGAAAUUAUUGUGAUUAAUGUGUAUCACCAUGUACAUCAUGUUCAGGAACUACAACUUUUUGUACAACUUGUAAAGAUGCUCAUCAUUAAAUUGUAAGUGGAUAAUGUAUAUGUGAAUCAGGAUGGGUAAAUGAUGCCAAUUAUGAUUGUUAACCAUGUGUAUCACCUUGUAGUUCAUGUUCAAUUAAUACAACUCAUUGCGAUUCAUGUUUAGAUAUACAUCAUACUAUUAAUGCUAGUUAUUAAUGCAUUUGUUAAGAUACAUAUUAUUCAGACACUAUAUCACAUUGCGAACCCUGUGUAUUACCUUGUGCAAAUUGUGAUAUCAAUGGAUGUCUUACUUGUAUUGAUACCAAUUAAUAUAUUGAUGCUAGUUUAGAUUGUGUUUGUANAGUUGUAACAGUGGCUUUAUAAUGA
This is a messenger RNA of Paramecium octaurelia, 2110 nucleotides long. The record is from the annotation of a GenBank genome assembly. Lineage: Eukaryota; Ciliophora; Oligohymenophorea; Peniculida; Parameciidae.